Molecule: messenger RNA, 2442 nt
Organism: Solea senegalensis (Senegalese sole)
Lineage: Eukaryota; Metazoa; Chordata; Actinopteri; Pleuronectiformes; Soleidae
Gene: camkk1a
Product: calcium/calmodulin-dependent protein kinase kinase 1, alpha a
Exons: 18
Coding region: 604-2142 (512 amino acids)
Biological process (GO): CAMKK-AMPK signaling cascade; activation of protein kinase activity; protein phosphorylation
Molecular function (GO): protein kinase activity; ATP binding
Source: RefSeq, a predicted model, not a curated record
GUGUGUGUGUGUGUGUGUGUGUAAGUAAGUGUAUGUGAGCGUUGCAGCGCUGCAACAACAUCUGUGGACAGGACAGACACACAGACACUCAGUCAGCCGCUGGGUUCUCCUCCCACUAUGCUCGAGACACACAGCAGCGUGGAUUGGAGUGUAGUGUUUUCCGGAAGAGAGGGUGUGUGAGAUGGGACACAUCUCGGGUCAGCAGCUGAUCCUGCCACACAUCUAAGCCGAGGAGGAGCCCGUGUGUGUGGAUGUGGAUGUGGAUGCCUGUCUGUCAGAGGGAAUCCACGACAGACACCGCGCGUCCGUACGGGACAUCCCUCCCUCUCCCUCUCCCACUCCCGCUCCCGAUCCCUUAACAUGGAGCAUUAGAGGGACUCAAACACACCCGAUCUCGCGUUUGGAGGGACCUUCGUCAGGUGACAUUUCUUGGAUUCCAGGAAGGGUCAGACACACUGGAAGCUACAACCUAAUUGUCUGACUGUGGUGAGGCCCUGAACCUUCUGAGUCAUAAGCUGACCCAGGUCCCGUGGAUGCUGGUGGGCAACCUUCAGUAUUCUGCCCACCACCUGCUCCUGAACCGCUGCUGUCUCCCCGCUGGCCAUGGCUACGGGCAGUGACCCCGGCUCCGAGAGGCCAGACCUCGACUGUGCCAGUCAGACCGGCAGUCUCGCGGACACCGUGGCUGCCAUGACAAUGAAAGACCCAGAAGGAUCGACUGCCAACGGCGUGAAGAACGGCGGGUCUCAGCAGGAUGGGGCUCCGGCCAAGAGGACUCGGCCGCCGCGGCCACAACUCACUGGAAGGAAGUUGUCUCUACAGGAGAGAGGCACUUACCUGGCAUCAGGCUCGGGGGGAGGCUACGCCCACAUCUCCCCCCGUGUUGCCCGCAGACCCACAGUGGAGUCGAAACGUGUGUCUAUAUCAGACUCUCAGGACUGUAUCCAGUUGAACCAGUACAAGCUGAAGAGUGAAAUUGGAAAGGGCUCCUAUGGUGUGGUCAAACUCGCCUACAACGAAGAUGAUGAUAAACAUUAUGCCAUGAAGGUGGUGUCCAAGAAGAAGUUAAUGAAGCAGUGUGGGUUUCCACGUCGUCCGCCCCCGAGGGGACCCAAGGCAGCCCAAGGGGAGCAGCCUAAAAUCUUAGGACCUUUGGAGAGGGUCUAUCAAGAGAUUGCCAUCCUGAAAAAAUUGGAUCAUGUCAACAUUGUGAAGCUGGUGGAGGUGCUGGAUGAUCCCGCAGAGGACAACCUGCACAUGGUGUUUGAGCUGAUGCCAAAGGGUCCAGUGAUGGAGGUGCCGACAGACGAUGCUUUGUCAGAGGAGCAGGCGAGGUUAUACUUCAGAGACGUCAUCCUGGGCAUGGAGUACUUGCACUACCAGAAGAUCGUCCACCGGGACAUCAAGCCCUCCAACUUGUUACUGGGAGAUGACGGCCACGUGAAGAUUGCAGACUUUGGGGUCAGCAACCAGUUUGAGGGCAAUGAUGCUUUGCUGUCCAGCACAGCCGGUACUCCAGCCUUCAUGGCUCCAGAGACCCUGUCAGACCAGCGCAAGAGCUUCAGUGGAAAGGCUCUGGACGUGUGGGCCAUGGGAGUUACCCUCUACUGUUUCGUCUUUGGGAAGUGCCCAUUUAUUGAUGAGUACAUAUUGGCUUUGCACAACAAGAUAAGGACCAAGCCUGUGGAGUUCCCAGAAGCACCCGCGAUCAGUGAAGAGCUGCGGACCUUAAUCUUGAGGAUGCUCGACAAGAACCCGGACACCAGGAUCACCAUACCGGAGAUCAAGAUGGAUCAGUGGGUGACCCAGGGAGGCGUCGACCCGCUGCCUCUGGAGGAGGAGCACUGCUCUGUGGUGGAGGUGACGGAGGAGGACAUCCAGAAUUCUGUCAAGUUUGUUCCCAGCCUCUCUGCGGUGAUCUUGGUGAAAGCCAUGCUGAGGAAACGCUCCUUCAGUAACCCGUUCGAAUGCCCCAGCAGAAGAGAGGAGAGGUCCAUGUCUGCACCGGGCAGCCUGCUCAUGGAUUCGUGGCCAUUCAGGCCCUCUUUAAAGCUUCACCCCUCUCUCAGAAAGAGCAGCACUGGAGAUGGACCCAGAGAAGGAGAACUGGAGGAUCUGAAUGAAGACGAACCCUCCUCUUGAAUCUCCCUUCAACUGAGUUUUGAAUCCAUGGUCUUUACAUCCCUUCGCUUGAACCACUGUGCGCUCGCCUCAGGCUUGCUUUCAUUUUUUUGCUUCCAGUCCCUUUAAAAAAAAAAAAAUCCAGCUUCCUUCUUCACUGUGGAGUUUCUGGGCGCGAGGCUUGAUCUGCAAGGUCGAUUGUCUUUCCUACUCAGCCUCGCACUAAUGUCUUUGGCAUCAGUGAACCAACUGAAGGAACUUUCCGGGUUGUGAACAGUUCAAGUUGUUGUUACAGGAAAAGAGAAGAAAAUAUUUGUCAAA